Messenger RNA from Austrofundulus limnaeus, 5004 nucleotides. RefSeq names its product adenylate cyclase 8 (brain) (gene adcy8). Gene Ontology annotation, cellular component: plasma membrane. The record is from RefSeq and is a predicted model, not a curated record. Lineage: Eukaryota; Metazoa; Chordata; Actinopteri; Cyprinodontiformes; Rivulidae. Gene Ontology annotation, molecular function: adenylate cyclase activity. The transcript has 18 exons. Gene Ontology annotation, biological process: cAMP biosynthetic process; adenylate cyclase-activating G protein-coupled receptor signaling pathway; intracellular signal transduction. The coding region runs from base 708 to 4373 and encodes 1221 amino acids.
UGAGGAGGAGGAGGAGAGGGAGAAGCGGGAGGACUCGCGCGCAGCUCGGAGACGCACGGGACUGAAGGAGGCAGAGGAUUCUGACGCCUUUUUUUUUUAUUUUAUCCUUGUUGUUUCCCGCCACACGGACAGGUGUUGCAUCGGAGCGCGAGGGAGACCUGGAUCUGGAUCCUGCGGAGUCCGAGAGGAUUAUUUUUAUUUUCCUGGAUGUUUUCAGGGAAUCCUGCAGGAGCAGAGCGGAUUUUUAUCUUUGGCUCUUUUUGCUGCAUGCCUGAAUAAAAAUAAUAAAAUAAAAAUAAUAAAAUAAAAUAAAAUCCCGCAGAAUAACAGGAUCCUGCGACGCACGGACCGGUUCGAGGGGGUUUCUCUGCACCCCCAGACUAAACCUGGUCCUCCCCGGACCCCGACACCCCGAUGGCGCGCGGCGCUGCACGGGGACACCAUGACGGCUGAUCCGGGACCCGUUUUUCCUCCCGUUUAGGAGCCCGUUUCCGUCUGGGAGCCGGACCAUGACCUCCAGCCGCGCUCCAUCUCGCGCCAUUCUCCACACAGCCCGAGGGAAAAGCGCGCGCCCUCGGUUCGAUGCGCACGAGAGGACGUCGCCUUCCCAAAGCCGCUGAUCCGACAGGAAGGGAGGGGGGACCGCAAACCGAACCGAGCGCUCAGACCGGAUCCCGCGGCGGCAGGAGGAGGAGGAGGGGGCGGGGAUGGAGCUGUCCGAGGUCCGGUGCUCCAGCGCGAGCGAGGACCUGUACACCAUCAACAAGACCCCCGGCAGCGGCAGCGCGCGCCCCAAACGGCUGCUGUGGCAGACCGCCGUGCGCCACAUCACCGAGCAGCGCUUCAUCCACGAGCAGGGCGGGGGAGGGGGGCUCAAAGACGACCCCUUCGACCCCAUCCAGGGCGCUCGGAAGCAGUCGUCGGCGGGGGACCGGCACAACAACGGCGGGACCAAGGUGUUCCCCGAGCGCGCGAGCAGCGACCUGGGCUUCCUGCAGCUGGACUGCGCGCCCAGCAACUCGGACUUCUUCCUGAACUGGGGCUACACGUACCGGGGGGUCAUCUUCCCCACCCUGAGGAACGCCUUCAAGUCCCGGGACCUGGAGCGGCUGUACCAGCGGUACUUCCUGGGCCAGAGGCGGAAGUCGGUGGUGGUGAUGAACAUCCUGGACGUGGUGACCAAGCUCACYCUGCUCGUGCUGCACCUCACCCUGGCCUCGUCCCCCAUGGACCCGGUGAAGGGCGCCCUGCUGGGCUUCUUCACGGGCAUCGAGGUGGUGAUCUGCGCCUUGGUGGUGGUGCGGAAGGACGCCACGUCGCACAGCUACCUGCAGUACAGCGGCGUGGUCACCUGGGUGGCCAUGGCCACGCAGAUCCUGGCGGCCGGGCUGGGCUACGGGCUGCUGGGGGACGGGGUGGGCUACGUGCUCUUCACGCUGUUCGCCACCUACAGCAUGCUGCCGCUGCCGCUCACCUGGGCCAUCCUGGCCGGCCUCUUCACGUCCGGGCUGCACGUGCUGGUGCAGCUGCUGGUCUCCGAGGGCGCGCGGCUCUCCACCAACCAGGUGGCAGCUCAGGCCGUGCUCUUCUUGUGCAUAAACACUGCUGGGAUCUUCAUCAGCUACCUGUCGGACCGGGCCCAGAGGCAGGCCUUCCUGGAGACGCGGCGCUGCAUCGAGGCUCGGCUGCGACUCGAGACGGAGAACCAGAGACAGGAGAGGCUGGUCUUAUCAGUGCUGCCACGUUUUGUAGUUUUGGAAAUGAUCAACGACAUGACAAAUGUAGAGGACGAACACCUCCAGCAUCAGUUCCACAGAAUCUACAUCCACCGCUACGAGAAUGUCAGCAUUCUUUUCGCAGAUGUUAAAGGCUUCACAAACCUCUCCACGACGCUCUCUGCGCAGGAGCUCGUACGAAUGUUGAAUGAACUCUUUGCUCGUUUCGACCGCCUCGCACACGAGCAUCACUGUCUGCGAAUCAAGAUCCUGGGAGACUGUUACUACUGCGUGUCCGGUCUACCUGAGCCCAGACCGGACCACGCCCACUGCUGUGUGGAGAUGGGACUGAGCAUGCUCAAAACCAUCAGAUACGUGAGGUCACGUACGAAACACGACAUCGACAUGCGCAUCGGGAUCCACUCGGGCUCGGUGCUCUGCGGCGUGCUGGGACUCAGGAAGUGGCAGUUUGACGUCUGGUCCUGGGACGUGGACAUCGCCAACAAGCUGGAGUCCGGCGGCAUCCCCGGGAGAAUCCACAUCUCCAAAGCAGCGUUGGACUGCCUGAACGGGGACUACGAGGUGGAGGAAGGCCACGGCAAAGACCGCAACGACUUCCUGCGGCGCCACAACAUCGAGACGUACCUGAUCAGGCAGCCGGAGGAGAGCCUGCUCACGCUGCCGGAGGACAUCAUGAAGGAGGCGGCCAGCUCGGCCGACCGCCGCUCCAGCAGCGCCACCUUCAACGAGGCCUCGUGGAGCCCCGAGCUGCCCUUCGACAACAUCGUGGGGAACCAGAACACUCUGGCUGCCCUAACGAGAAAUUCGAUAAAUCUGCUUCCAAACCAUCUUGCACAAGCUUUGCAUGUCCACUCUGGUCCUGAGGAAAUUAACAAGCGAAUAGAGAGUGCCAUCGACUUACGGAGUGGCGAUAAGUUGAGAAGAGAGCAUAUCAAGCCUUUCUCACUGAUGUUUAAAGACUCCAGCCUGGAAGAGAAGUACUCACAGAUGAGGGACGAGGUGUUCAAGUCCAACCUGGUUUGCGCCUUCAUUGUGCUCAUCUUCAUCACCACCAUUCAAAGCCUGCUUCCCUCUGCCAGGAUGGUCACCAUGGUGAUCCAGUUUUCGGUCCUCAUCGUCCUCCACUCCUGCCUGGUCCUCGUCACGACGGCAGAGGAUUAUAAAUGUCUGCCUCUGGUCCUGAGGAAGGCCUGCUGCUGGAUAAACGAGACGUACGCGGCGCGGAACGUCAUCAUCUUCGUCUCCAUUCUUAUCAACUUCCUGGCAGCCAUGAUCAAUAUCCUGUGGUGUGACUUCGAUAAGUCCAACACCUUCAGGAACCAGACGUACAACGAGUCCGCCUCCAUCCCAGACAUCUGCUUCUACCCAGAGUAUUUUGUAUUCACAGGCGUGCUGGCGAUGGUCACGUGCGCCGUCUUCCUGCGGCUGAACUCGGUGCUGAAGCUGGCCGUGCUGCUGGUGAUGAUCGCCAUCUACUCCCUGCUGACCGAGGCCUUCUACACCUCGCUGUUCGUCCGCUACGACACCGUGCACCACAACACCGAGAACUUCCUGGGAACCAAAGAGACGUCGUUGCUCCUGAUGGCCAUGUUUCUCCUCGCCGUCUUUUACCACGGCCAGCAGCUGGAGUACACGGCCCGGCUGGACUUCCUGUGGCGAGUUCAGGCGAAGGAGGAGAUCAACGAGAUGAAGGAACUGCGAGAACACAACGAGAACAUGCUGAGGAACAUCCUGCCCAGCCACGUGGCCCGCCACUUCCUGGAGAAGGACCGCGACAAUGAGGAGCUGUACUCCCAGUCCUACGACGCCGUGGGCGUCAUGUUCGCCUCCAUCCCGGGCUUCGCCGACUUUUACUCCCAGACCGAGAUGAACAACCAGGGAGUGGAGUGUCUGCGGCUCCUCAACGAGAUCAUCGCGGACUUCGAUGAGCUGCUGGGUGAGGACCGGUUCCAGGACAUCGAGAAGAUCAAGACCAUCGGUAGCACCUACAUGGCCGUGUCUGGUCUGUCACCUGAGAAACAGCAGUGUGAAGAUAAAUGGGGUCACCUGUGUGCUCUGGCAGACUUCGCCAUCGCCCUGAACGAGAGCAUCCAGGAGAUCAACAAGCACUCCUUCAACAACUUCGAGCUGCGGAUCGGUAUGGCUCACGGCUCYGUGGUAGCGGGUGUGAUUGGCGCCAAGAAGCCUCAGUACGACAUCUGGGGGAAGACGGUGAACCUGGCCAGCCGCAUGGACAGCACUGGCGUGAGCGGGAAGAUCCAGGUCCCGGAGGAGACCUACCUGAUCCUGAAGGAGCGCGGCUUCGCCUUCGAGUACCGCGGCGAGAUCUACGUGAAGGGCAUCAGCGAGCAGGAGGGCAAGAUCCGAACGCACUUCCUGCUGGGCCGCGUGCAGCCCAACCCGCUCAUCCUGCAGCCGCGCAAAAUCACGGGCCAGUACUCGCUGGCCGCCGUGGUGCUGGGCCUGGUCCAGUCCCUCAACCGGCAGAAACAGAAGCAGAUCCUGAACGAGAACAACAACCCGGGCAUCAUGAAGGGCCACCACCACUACAACCGCAGGACGUUGUUAGCGCCCGGCGGCUCCGAGGUGGGCGGGGGCCACCACCCCGAGGCCGCGGAUAAGAUGGAGCUGUCCUGAGGAGCACACCGGAGCUUCAGGUCCACUUCUGAGAGGCAGAACUGCUCCCAGCCAGAACUGUUUGGUUGAGUCUCAGUGGCUUUAAACCGGUUUUUGUUUUGAUGGUGUUGAUGAGAUCUGAAGAAGUCUGGUCCAGGUGGGUCUACAGAGGGUAGGGACGGGUCAGGAGACCCGUGAGAACUGAAACCUCACUGGGGUGACACUGUUGGAGACUUGUUGGUGUCCAGUCCUGAUCCCUGUGGACCCUCGAGGGUCACCAUCCUUCAUGUUUGAGGUCAUUUAAUCUUUGAAUCCAGCGAGCAGGGAAACAACUAAAACCCUCCAGAACCCACGUAGGGGUCUCUGCAGAACAUGGUGUCCUGUGGGCGGGGACAACCCAAAUCGUGAUUGGCGGAGGUCUUAAUGUGGGCGGAGACAACCCAAAUCGUGAUUGGAGGAGGUCUUAAUGUGGGCGGGGACAACCCAAAACGUGAUUGGAAGAGGUCUUAAUGUGGGCGGAGACAACCCAAAUUGUGAUUGGAAGAGGUCUUAAUGUGGACGGAGACAACCCAAAUUGUGAUUGGCGGAGGUUUUAAUGUGGGCGGAGACAACCCAAAUCGUGAUUGGCGGAGGUCUUAAUGUGGGCGGAGAC